CGCUACAUUCUUGCCACCACUGGACCAGAGCCAGCUCUUGUUGGUCCUUGGGGUGGAAUGAAGCACCCAGUUGCGAGGGUGGCAGGACUGAAUGGUGAUGAUGAAUGAAUGCAGUUGACACUCGGGCCCUCUCCGUAUUAAUGUCCAGGUGGAAGGCCGAAAACAUCAGGUCACCCUCUCCGACUCGUUGUCGGUGUUGUGCGUUGUGCGUUGUGCUGCUGCUACAGGUGUGUGUGCACAGGACUGUGCUGGAAGAAUGUCUUGCUGCAUCUAGGUCUGUCGAUGACAGCAUCUUCCCUCGGAGAAUGCUUUGCAGUACAGACUUGUGUGUGCCUGACUGAUUUGCCUCGAUGAUGUGGUCUUUGAUGCAUUGCUUGCGGGGUGCAGCAGGGAACUAAGUGGCAUCCUAUGGCUGAGGGUCUCUGAGACGGGAGAAGCAAGCUUGAUAUUGUCCUUGGUGGGGAACCAAUCAUUAGAAUUGCCACAUAGCUCUUUAUACUCUCUUUAAGUGUUGUCAGCUUUCGGAGAAUGGCCUGACAGAGAGACAGCAGCGUCAGGAGGAGGGGUGGGGGUGAGAGUGCAGUGCAGUGCAGUGCAGUGCAGUGCAGAAGCUUAAACAGCAAUUGAAACGUUAUUGUAAUGGACCGAAAGGUAGAUGCAGGUUUGGUUGUGUACUGAUCAGAAAGGUAAGUCAGCUUGCACCUGAUCGGGCAAUUCGUGAACAGACUGCUAAAGCGACGGGAUGGUUUCCCUGUUUGACUUAUUGGUGAAAAAAGCGAAAGUACAGCCCUGAAGUAUCAGGGUCGCUUGUUGCCAAGGUCGGGUUGUGCAAUGGGUCUGCAAGGAUCAGGUUCUCUCACAUUGUUAAGCUCUGCAAUGGCUGGGGUCGCAGAUUUCUGUGCCAAGUUCUGCACGUUUUUUUCAGUGCAGGCCCUGCAGGACCUGCAUGUCAGAAAACGAAGUCAUGUGUUUUCGUGAACUUCCGAAUUGAUUCCAACAUGAAGUAUGGGGGUCGGUUAUUGUGCAUAAGAAUCAGAAAAUGUGAGGGCAGACAACUUUUUCAUGCAAGGCCUUGCAACAACUUGUACCAAGUCCAUGCAUGGAUCAGUCACAUCACAUCAUUCCUUUUGUGGAGCGGACCGCUGCCGGUUCCUCGGGGGUUGGCACUUCACUUCACACUCCGGAAAAGGCCCAGACGACAACAAUAUCCGAAAAUGUGGCGAGUGCAAGACGUCCUUUCUCUGCGUCUCAUUCUCGAAUGGUGCCAGCAGCUGAGAGGGUUAAGUCCCAGGCUGCGAAUUUAUCCAUUCUCGCACUACGUUUGGUCAUUCUGUUGUAAUAUUGUGGAGGUAGCUUUCUUGUGUUAUAAUCCUAGAUAUGUAUAGUCGAGGAUGAUUUUGAUUACCGCGUAGGCACUCUAGGGCUAGGAUGCCCUGCGCGCAUCAGAUGUGAGGUCAUCUCGACCUUCGGACUUUGUUACGCCUCUGCGUGGUGCCUGCCAUUUGUUGAUCAUUGUGGACACGGAGCAUAUGUGGUAUUGUCUGUCUGUCCACAAAGUUGUCGGGCUGAGAGGGGCUUCUGUGCAUGGGUGGUAGAACCAUGUUGCUACGAUUCUGUUCUAUCAAAUGGUGAAGUUGGCAUUUCCGCUCUUAAGACAUCUAUCGGUAUUGUGAUCGAUCUCACAUGGCCUUGUCCUGAGGUCACAGUGCUUCUUGACAUCCUGUGAGGCGAGUGAGAAGUCUCAAGCCAGGCAAUACUGCAUGGCACAACAACAGCAAAGACUACAUAUAAUAUGGUCAUGGUGGUGGUGGUGGUGGUGGUGGUGGUGGUGGUGAUGGGGGGGGAAGAGGACGAGGGAGAGAGAGAGAGAGAGAGAGAGAGAGAGAGAGAGAGAGAGAGAGAGAGAGAGAGAGAGAGAGAGAGAAAGAAUAAGCUAUAGCAGUAUCUGGGCCUUUUAAGAAGUGAUCUUGUUUUGAAAUAAUUCACAGAAGUUUUGGAAUCUCAAGCCCUUCAUAUUUUGGUAAAGAAAUACAAAAUGUCUGGGAAGAUUUGGGUGCCCAGUAGGGUCUCGCUCGCGCCCAGGGCAGCC
Molecule: messenger RNA, 2089 nt
Organism: Chara braunii
Lineage: Eukaryota; Viridiplantae; Streptophyta; Charophyceae; Charales; Characeae
Source: the annotation of a GenBank genome assembly